AUGAUUACAACAAAACCAAGAAAUAAUAUAACCUCAAAAUCAAUUUUUAUUACAAAAUUGUCUUCAAACGUUACUUUAGAAAAUAUAACCACAACUAAUCUGAAUGUCACAAAUUAUACCUCAAAUAGUGUUCUAACAUUUCCUACGAAUAUUGAGAGUAACCGUGAAACUUUCAAAGAUGAAAUAUUGACAACAGAAUCAUCUAAAAUUUAUACAGAUAAAAUAACAGAUGCUACAACCAAAAUCAAAGAAAAUAUUGAAACUUUAACAGUAUCGCAAGAAAACUUUGAAAUUCCUACAACCGAAGAUUAUCUUAAAACCGAUUUUCCAACUGAAAUUUCAGAUUUUACAACAGUUAGUGUUAACAUUAAUACUAAAUCAUUGAAUAUCGCACAAACAUUUGAAACAGUACCUCCUAAAAACCACACAGAAGUAACUACAAAAGUCACUGUAAUUAACGAAAAUGAUAUAACAAAAAAUAUGGCUACCGCCCCAAGUUAUGUGUAUACAGAAGACGUAACUCAAGAAGAAAACAAAGAAGUGACAACAGAAUUUAUCACAGAAAUAGAGGAAACUAGAGAUGAUACAGAAAUUUCAACCGAAACGAUAAAAGACACAACUUUAAUUACUACGAAGAUUACAAGACGAACUUUAGGGAGACCACUUGUUUUUAUGGGAGGUAAUUAAUCUGCAGUAUCUAAAAAAAAGUUACGUAUCUUUAAUUGAAAAUUGAAAUAACUAUAGAUAUAAAAAAGUUUGC
Messenger RNA from Papilio xuthus (Asian swallowtail), 760 nucleotides. RefSeq lists its product as uncharacterized. The record is from RefSeq and is a predicted model, not a curated record. The transcript is spliced from 2 exons. The coding region runs from base 1 to 687 and encodes 228 amino acids. Lineage: Eukaryota; Metazoa; Arthropoda; Insecta; Lepidoptera; Papilionidae.